AUGUGCGACUCUUCACGUUUUCCUAUCUCUAUGUCCAAGAUGGCGGGUUUUAGUUGUUGUUGUUGUUGUUGCCUCUCUCAAGAUGGCGGCGCUACCGCCCUUCUUCCCCUUUCCCCUUGGGUUGGCGGGGCUUUUCCCCAACUAGCCAAUCAGAGCCCCACCCUGGGCGUGGCUUCCCAGUUGCUGCGGCAACCGCGGCCCAGAAACCGUGAGGGCAGGACGGUAGCGGGGCGCCGGCGGGGGCGGGGGGGAGUUCUGAGAAAUUCGCAAGGCUGGCAGGUAAUGGAACGCGUGGCGUGCAGUAUGCGUGCGCCGGGGGGAAGGGGGACCCGGAGGAGUCGCGUGUCUUUUGCACGUGUGAACGGGUGACGUAUCAGCCACUUCUCUUUAUCCCUCUUGAUUCAAACAGAACACGUGAAAACUGAGGGCGGGUGGCGUGCAACCUUGACCCGCAAGGGUCGAUGCUAAAAAUCGAACUUCCAACUUUGCAAGUGACCUGAGGAUUGUUUGGAGACAAAGGAUUUAAAUAAUAAUGUUGUUGUUGUUUAGUCGUGUCCGACUCUUCGUGACCCCCUGGACCAGAGCACGCCAGGCACUCCUGUCUUCCACUGCCUCCCGCAGUUUGGUCAAACUCAUGCUGGUAGCUUCGAGAACACUGUCCAACCAUCUCGUCCUCUGUCGUCCCCUUCUCCUUGUGCCCUCCAUCUUUCCCAACAUCAGGGUCUUUUCCAGGGAGUCUUCUCUUCUCAUGAGGUGGCCAAAGUAUUGGAGCCUCAGCUUCAGGAUCUGUCCUUCCAGUGAGCACUCAGGGCUGAUUUCCUUCAGAAUGGAUAGGUUUGAUUUUCUUGCAGUCCAUGGGACUCUCAAGAGUCUCCUCCAGCACCAUAAUUCAAAAGCAUUAAUUCUUCGGCAAUCAGCCUUCUUUAUGGUUCAGCUCUUGCUUCCAUACAUCACUACUGGGAAAACCAUAGCUUGAACUAUACGGACCUUUCUUGGCAAGGUGAUGUCUCUGCUUUUUGUCAUUGCUUUUCUCCCAAGAAGCAGGCGUCUUUUAAUUUCGUGACUGCUGUCAUUUGCCAGGAGGUGAUGGGACCAGUGGCCAUGAUCUUCUUCUUUAGUCAUCAUCAUCAUCAUCACCACGUUGCCUUUGCUUACCAAUGCUAGGCUCUUCGUGUCCCCAGUAUUCAUUGGAAGGUCACUGUUAAAUCCUUUAAUUACCAUCGCAACCUGUACUUUCCUUGCAUUUCAUUCCCCCCUCCCAACCCAGUUUACAACCCCCAUCUUGUUUUGCUAUCUUCACAUGCAGACUUCUCUGAAGACCCCCAACCGCCCCCCCCCGGCUUAGGUGUAUUGAAAAAGGAGUUCCAACAAGGAAAGUUAACACCUGGAAAUGUUCAGUUCAGUUUUUGCAUUGUAGUAAUUGGUCAUACAGGAGUAACUUGAAUCUCAUUUCUGUUUUUAUUAAUAAAUACAUCUAACCACACAAACGUAUAGCCUUAGGGAAGCAAUACUUCAAACAAUCUUGGUACAAAAUUUAGAUUUCAGUAGUUCAAGCAAGGAGUAAGUAAGUACUUGAGAGGUUGGGGGUGCCCAAAACUGGAAAUUGCAAGAAAUUCCUACUAUUGUGGAGCGGCAGACGAAAAUGAUGAGCUAUGCGGAGUUAGCCAAACUGACGGGAAGAAUUCGGGAUCAGGAUGAUCAGAGGUAUCAAGAAAGUUGGAGUAAAUUUAGGGUGUAUAUAAAGGAUAAUUGUAAAAACUUAAAAACGCUGGCAGGAUUGAAAUAGCUCUUACAUUGUAUGACAGAUAUAAGGGUUAAAAAAUAGAAUACGUGGUACAAGAAACUAAGGGAUGCUCGCUGAAGAGAUGGAGGGAAGUCGCAAGCUCGGCUAGAGCUAAAAGAAUUUAUGUGAUUCAUUGUAUUGUACUGUAAAAAUAUGUAUAAGGAAAAUAAUAAAAAUUUAUUUUUUUUAAAAAGAGAGAGGUUGGGGGUGACAGGAGCAAUAUAUUUUACUUCAGCAACAGCCGUCUGAUUCAGUUGCAAGGAGGGUUGCCGUGACCUGGAGAAACGGUGAGAUUGCAAAACCCCAGCACAGGUUUUCACCUGUGUAGUAUAGCAGCAGAUGCAGAAUUCUGAAUCUGGAGAACUUUGCUUUUGUCUUUUGAGCCAAGUUUCCAGCCCUCAAUAAUAAUUAUAAUUAUAAUUAUAAUUUAUUAUUUAUACCACGCCCAUCUGGGUGGGCUUCCCCAGCCACUCUGGGCGGCUUCCAACAGAACACUAAAAUACAAUAACCUAUUAAACAUUAAAAGCUUCCCUAAACAGGGCUGCCUUCUUCUAAAAGUUUGGUAGUUAUUUUUCUCUUUGACAUCUGGUGGGAGGACGUUCCACAGGGCGGGUGCCACUACCGAGAAGGCCCUCUGCCUGGUUCCCUGUAACUUGGCUUCUCGCUGGGAGGGAACUGCCAGAAGGCCCUCGGCGUUGGACCUCACUGUCCGGGCAGAACGAUGGAGGUGGAGACACUCCUUCAGGUAUACUGGGCCUUUGAGGCUGUUUAGGGCUUUAAAGGUCAGCACCAACACUUUGAAUUGUGCUCGGAAACGUACUGGGAGCCAGUGUAGGUCUUUCAAGACCGGUGUUAUAUGGUCUCGGUGGCCACUCCCAGUCACCAGUCCAGCUGCCGCAUUCUGGAUUAGUUGUAGUUUCCGGGUCACCUUCAAAGGUAGCCCCACGUAGAGCGCGUUGCAGUAGUCCAAGCGAGAGAUAACCAGAGCAUGCACCACUCUGGCGAGACAGUCUAUGGGCAGGUAGGGUCUCAGCCUGCGCACCAGAUGGAGCUGGGAGACAGCUGCCCUGGACACAGAAUUGACCUGCGCCUCCAUGGACAGCUGUGAGUCCAAAAUGAUUCCCAGGCUGCGCACCUGGUCCUUCAGGGGUACAGUUACCCCAUUCAGGACCAGGGAGUCCCCCACACCAGCCCGCCCCCUGUCCCCCAAAAACAGUACUUCUGUCUUGUCAGGAUUCAACCUCAAUCUAUUAGCUGCCAUCCAUCCUCCAACCACCAAGGUAACCUUAAAACACAUGUGAAAUCUCAGAAGUGGUCUGGAAUAUGAUGAUGGCCCCUGACUGGGUGUCUCCUUUCUCUUUAAGGUCCUUUCCCACUGCAGGCCCAUGGCUGAAGUGCACGUGAUUGGUCAGAUCGUGGGAGCCAGCGGAUUUCCUAGCAGCAGCCUUUUUUGCAAAUGGGGGAUUCACACAGGUUGGUGGAGCAUUAUGGUCUAGAGAUCACGGGAAAGGAGAAGGCAGAGAUAAUUCAGCGUGUGAUUUAUGGGUUAAUUCUGUUCGGUUAAAGUCAGCUGGCAGGUGUUGCUUAGCGACCAAUCAGAGGAGCAGGAUCUUUGCCGAGGUAGCAUCAGCUCUCAUUGGCUGCCUAGUUCCGAGGGAGUUUUCCUCUGUAUGUUUAGUUGAGUGUUUUCCUGCUGUGUAGAAGGCCUGAGCUAAGAAAGGCAGAAAGCCUCUCGGUUGAAUUUCUUCUCUGAAUACGCGGAUUUAGAUAGCAUGUCAGAAAAGAUAAAAAAAUAAACCAAAAUGGGUAUUUAUUUCAAAAUGGGAAGUUUUUAAAAUAUAUUUGAAAAAUAGUAAUAAUAGUAGUUUAAAGUCAUACCAUACACAGCGUUCGAAUAAUUUCAGUAGCAGUGUUAAAAAUGUGGAAAAACCAAUGAAUGGAUCAAGGGAUAUUGAAACUGAACAAAACUCGUUAUGCAAUGGCAGCGAACAAUUAAUACAGAAUCUGUAAUAAGGAAUAGACGGGAAGUCUGGUAGAUAGAAAAAGACCACUUUUAUGUUUUGAAGGUUACUAGUUGAUGUACUAAUUCUCUUUUUCUCUUUGGUGGCGAUGGAGAUUUGUUUUCUUUUUCUGUAUGGUGUGUUAAUGUGAACGGUAACGAUAAAAUUUAAUAAAAGAAAAAGAAUUUCUCCUCAGAUUUAUACGCUGUUCUUGUUCAGUUUGCUUCGUCAAGUGUUAUCAAGCUUCUCUUCUCUCUAAAUGCCAUCUAUGUUAUUUAAGUGACGCUACUAAAGGGGGAGGUGAGAGGAAGUCAGUUCCCCAGGCGCUUUCCACCCCCCCCCCACAUUUUUAGACUUGAUUCGAGAGGCAGAGCUUUGUCUAUUCAUAACCGAGACAUCUGGGUUUUCUCCUCCUCCCAGGUGGUGCCUGGAAGUUGCUGUCGGGAUUCCGGGAAGGGCAGACCCAAGUCGACCACCCCCAGCUGGAUGAUGUGGCUUAUUGGUCCCACCCCAUCGACGUCCACUUUGCCACCAAAGGCUUGCAGGGUAAGAGAUAUCAGUUGCCUUUCCCUUCCUCCUCUGCAGUUCUUGGCUAUUGCCAAGUUAAAAACAUGAGAUCCUUUUAAAUAAUAUUUUUGUGUGUGUUGCAAGACACAGCUGCAGCUGGACAGGGAAACGCCUAACACAUUGCAGGCAAAUCACCCAGUGACCGCUUGCUAAUGCUUUGAGCUGGCUGUGGUUACUGAUCCACAGAGGGCCAUUUUCUUUGGUAGCGUCCUGGUUAUGCAGUGGAAGCUAGCUAGGCCAUCAGGGCAUAUGCCCCCCCCAUCUAGGCCUCACAUAAAAGGUAAAGGGACCCCUAACCAUUAGGUGCAGUCGUGACCAACUCUGGGGUUGCGGCGCUCAUCUCGCUUUAUUGGCCGAGGGAGCCGGUGUACAGCUUCCAGGUCAUGCGGCCAGCAUGACUAAGCCGCUUCUGGCGAACCAGAGCAGCGCACGGAAAUGCCGUUUACCUUCCUGCCGGAGCGGUACCUAUUUAUCCACUUGCACUUUGACGUGCUUUUGAACUGCUAGGUUGGCAGGAGCAGGGACCAAGCAACGGGAGCUCACCCCAUCGCAGGGAUUUGAACCGCCGACCUUCCGGUCGGCAAGUCCUAGGCUCUGUGGUUCAACCCACAGCGCCACCCGCAUCCAUCUAAUAAAGCAGAAUGGUUGCUGGGUGCUGCAGCGUAGAUGUAAUUGCAUCAAUAACAUAUUGCAGAAUAGAUGCACAAAAAUAAAUAAAUCAGUCUGUAGAGGUUCCAGAUUUCUGCUGUGACGUUGGUGGCUUGAGCAAACAAAGCAGAACACUCGCCUUGUUGGCUAUGUUAGCAUCAAAGUGACCUCCCUGGGGCCCAAGCGUGUGUGUCUGGAGAUCCUGGGCAGCCCAAAGGACAAGACCCCCUUUCUCGGCCUCAUUGAUGUGGUCCAAAGGAAAGCAGAGCAAGACGUUUGGCACCAGCUGGGCUGCAGGAGUUGCCGGAAGGAGGCGUACAAGGCGCCCUCCAACAGCAUUUGUGUAGGGUUUACGCCUUAGGCUUUUCUUCUCCCGAAGAUAUUCUGCAAGGCAGCAGAGGUUUGGAAUCAGUUUUCCUUCUCUUAGAUGUUCUCCCUUCCCAAGUGGUUAGCAAUGUCAUUCUAAACUGAAAGCUUUUGGAUAAUAAGGACAAAAUCUUCAAAAAUUGAACAGUCGCUUUUGGGAGAUAUGAAAAAUGAGUAUGAGCAAUGAGCACUCUUCCUGAGUGGCAAUUUAACCAAUUUAAAAGGCAACCCACUGAACAACGAUGCUCUUAAAUAGCUAAGCCGCAUCUUAUAACUGGUGCGACAGUUCUGCAGUGUGGCUGCCGGCCAACCUUCGCCGGGAAUUUAGCUGGCUACGAUGCCCCAAAUCUUGGCUCUAUCAGUGUGAAUGAUGCUUCAUAACACAUGCAUUGCUGGCCAAGAAUCUGCCCCACUUACGGAGGCUGUUGAACCCACCCACUCGCCCCCAACCAGCCUGAUCUCCCGUCUUCCCCAUUGGGACUUUGGCCCAAGUCCAAGCAAAAAUUGGCAUUGAGGCAAUGUCUAUUAGGGCAAAUGGGACCCUGCUCCACAAAGCUCACUCUGCCCUCAUCCAGCCUUCUCCUGAGAUAAAUCCAGUCCAGGGAUCUCAGAAAACAACAAAUAGGGGGAUUUAGGAGCAGGUUGGCUUCCCCCUCCUUAGUUUUGCUGUUGUACAACUCAGCAGGGAGGAGGAGGAUAGAGGCAAAUAGUUGGCUUUCGUUGCCUCUGGCGCCACCUGCUGUUCGCCUCCCUGCCUUCCACCCUACCAGUGGUGCCCAGCCAGCUGCAUUGUAGAGCUGUGGCCUUCGGAAGCCCCCUCUCUUCAGGGGAUUCUGGCUUGAAAGGUGGGGCUGGGGAUUUAUGGUGGAGAAUUCUCUGCAUCUCAGCUGGACUGUAUUCCCGCAAGAACUCAGUGGCUCGGGAUGGAGGACAAAGAGGGCUGUGUGUGGCAGCUAGCCUAGUGCACAAAGGCGUCAUUUGCAUCUGUUGCUCCUCCCACUGUUGCCUCUGGCUCCACCCACCAUUGGCCCCUUGGAAGUUGCUCAGAAGAGAGUGCGGGCCCUUGGCUUGAAAUGGUUCCUUGUCCCCAGCAGUUGCUCAGGGGUUGAGGAAAGGUACUCUGCGUAGACUCAGAGGCCCCCAUUCUCUCCAGCCAUGAAAUGCGGAGGGGUGUUUAAGCAAAUUGCACAAUCCGGCUCGAAUCAGGCACUGUGUCUCGCCUCUCAUUAUGAACCUGCCUGACAGGAGCGAGCCAGCAGUAAACUGCACUGAGGAACUUGGAGGUAAAGGUAAAGGGACCCCUGACUAUUAGGUCCAGUCGUGGCCGACUCUGGGGUUGCGGCGCUCAUCUCGCUUUAUUGGCCGAGGGAGCCGGCGUACAGCUUCCAGGUCAUGUGGCCAGCAUGACUAAGCCGCUUCUGGCGAACCAGAGCAGCGCACGGAAACGCCGUUUACCUUCCCGCCGGAGCGGUACCUAUUUAUCUACUUGCACUUUCACGUGCUCUUGAACUGCUAGGUUGGCAGGAGCAGGGACCGAACAACGGGAGCUCACUCCGUUGCGGGGAUUCGAACCACCGACCUCCAGAUCGGCAAGUCCUAGGCUCUGUGGUUUAACCCACAGCGCCACCCGCAUCCCUUUAACUUGGAGGUAACUAUUAGCAAAAACAGGAUAUGCGCAGGAACAUCAGGCUUAGUAGUGAGCACAACAUCUCGAUCUCUGGCAGGUCUUGCUCACAUGAAGCAGUUCAUAGAAUCAUAGAAUCCUAGAGUUGGAAGAGACCACAAGGGCCAUCGAGUCCAACCCCCUGCCAAGCAGGAAACACCAUCAGAGCACUCCUGACAUAUGGUUGUCAAGCCUCUGCUUAAAGACCUCCAAAGAAGGAGACUCCACCACACUCCUUGGCAGCAAAUUCCACUGUCGAACAGCUCUUACUGUCUUCCUAAUGUUUAGGUGGAAUCUUCUUUCUUGUAGUUUGGAUCCAUUGCUCCGUGUCCGCUUCUCUGGAGCAGCAGAAAACAACCUUUCUCCCUCCUCUAUGUGACAUCCUUUUAUAUAUUGGAACAUGGCUAUCAUAUCACCCCUUAACCUCCUCUUCUCCAGGCUAAACAUGCCCAGCUCCCUUAGCCGUUCCUCAUAAGGCAUCGUUUCCAGGUCUUUGACCAUUUUGGUUGCCCUCCUCUGGACACGUUCCAGUUUGUCAGUGUCCUUCUUGAACUGUGGUGCCCAGAACUGGACACAGUACUCCAGGUGAGGUCUGACCAGAGCAGAAUACAGUGGCACUAUUACUUCCCUUGAUCUAGAUGCUAUACUCCUAUUGAUGCAGCCCAGAAUUGCAUUGGCUUUUUUAGCUGCCGCGUCACACUGUUGGCUCAUGUCAAGUCUGUGGUCAACCAAGACUCCUAGAUCCUUUUCACAUGUACUGCUCUCAAGCCAGGUGUCCCCCAUCUUGUAUUUGUGCCUCUCAUUUUUUUUGCCCAAGUGCAAUACUUUACAUUUAUCCCUGUUAAAAUUCAUCUUGUUUGUUUUGGCCCAGUUCUCUAAUCUGUCAAGGUCGUUUUGAAGUGUGAUCCUGUCCUCUGGGGUGUUAGCCACCCCUCCCAGUUUGGUGUCAUCUGCAAAUUUGAUCAGGAUGCCCUUGAGUCCAUCAUCCAAGUUGCUGAGACUGAAGGUCCCCACGGCUGCCUAAGUCCCCCUCCUCUCCAGGGUUUCCCCCAAGCAAUCGGAGACUGCGCCUGCGUUAAACAAACUUCCCCUCUGCUCUCUUCAUGCCUCUCCUGGCUCUGGGAGACAAGGGGCGGGGGAACUCGUUGCAGCAGGAGAGGCAGACGCCCGUGACUCUUCACCAGCCGGACUCCUCUCUGCCUCUUGGCCUCCCUCCUCUGCUUCUGCUUCUGCUUCUGGACUUCUCUCUGCCACGGACUCUCCCAGCUCACUAAACCCUGUUACCCCUUCAGCUUCUGACACCUCCUCCUCCCUCUCCUCCCUCUGACCAUGCUUGCUCUCCAACCACCAAUCCCCGAGCUCCGAGCCUUUUUCCCUUGGUGAUUCCCCUGCUGGUUGCUCCCCCUGUUCCUCUGCAUCAAACCAGCCCAUACCAUUUCCCCUUGGAACUUGGAAUCUUCAGCCCAGUCUUCUGUUUUCAACAGAAGCCCCCUAGAUUUGGUGGGUUUGGGGUACCAGUUCCCCUCUUAACGUGGGACAAUUGAGGGGAGGCCUUGAUGCCUGCUCUGAACUUCUGGAAUUCCCAGCCGCGGAGGGUGCUGGGUGUGUGUGUGUGUGUGACGGCAAUACUUUUGGGCUCGGUUUAUUUGAAGGUUACCAGAUUUUUUUCAAUAAAUCCGGGGACAUUUUUCAACUUCAAUGGGUUUUGUAUGGGGACUGAUUUGUAAAUCCGGGGACCGUCCCCGGGAAAUGGGGACAUCUGGUAACCAUAGUUUAUUUUAUAUUUCACCCUUUCUUUCCCUCCCCACCCCCUCCAAGAAUAAGGUAGGUAAAGAGACCCCUGACCAUUAGGUCCAGUUGCGGACGACUCUGGGGUUGCAGCGCUCAUCUCGCUUUCCUGGCUGAGGGAGCCGGCUGUACAGCUCAUGUGGCCAGCAUGACUAAGCCGCUUCUGGCGAACCAGAGCAGCACACAAAAACGCUGUUUACCUUCCCGCCAGAGCGGUACCUAUUUAUCUACUUGCACUUUGACGUUCUUUCGAACUGCUAGGUUGGCAGGAGCUGGGACCGAGCAACGGGAGCUCACCCCGUCGUGGGGAUUCGAACCGCCGACCUUCUGAUCAGCAAGUCCUAGGCUCUGUGGUUUAAUCCACAGCGCCACCCGCGUACAUUUGAUAUAAUUGGCUACCUGAAAGGAAAUUAAUCCGUGGCUACGGUAAACUGCUCCAUCAGACAAAAGAGCUCAGAAGCCAGCCAGUGAAGGGAAGCCGUUUGGAAUGGCAGGGGAUUAAUUGUCGGAGCGGCCGGCUUUUUUUGUGUGCGUGCCGCAAAGCCGGUUUGAUUUGCGUGGGCUUCUCUUUGCUGCCUUUUCUAGGCUGCGCUUCAGCUGAGCUGAGCUGGACCGGAAAGGUGGGGGCAAGGAAGGACCAAGCGGGGGGGACAGAGGAAUGGAUUGAUGCGGAAAAGCUGCCGAAAGUCUCCCGCCGCUUCCUUUUCUUCCCGGCUGACGAGACUCCACAUAAUUAAUAAAUCAUGCUUCCCCGGUUCCCUUUAUUGCUGGGAACACAGUGCUCAGGCGAAGAGAUAAAAAAUACACACACACACAUAUAUAUAACCCCACCGCCACCCCCGGCCAGCCAGACCUUGGCUAAUGUUGAAAUACGAACUCCGAAUUGACAGGGGGAGAUGGUGGCGGGAGCAGGAGAGAGAGAGAGAGAGAGAGAGAGAAAGAAAAAAGAAAGAAAGAAAGAGAGGAGAAGGAGGAUGGAGCCUAACGAGUGCUUGGAGGAGACAGACUCUGACUUAAUAAUAAUAACCUUAAUAUUUAGCAUCGGUUGAGUGCUUUCUGCAAGCUCAUGUCACUUCACAGACGCCGCCAAACAGCUCUUUAUGGUAAAUCAGCAUUGUUAUCCGCACACUGAAUUAUUAAGAACCUGCCAGAUCAGGCCAGCAUCCUGCACUCCACAGUGCCUAGUCAGAUACACCAGUUUCCCAAUCUUCAGUGCUCCAUCGGAGCAAACAUCAGUUUGGGUUCCCCACAGAUGGCCGUUUGCUCUGAUUGAGCUUUAAAGAGCAGAUUUUCACAGGGAAAGCUCUGAAGCAAAAGGGAAAAAAGGUGUUCAGAGCUUUAAAUCACGGGCCGUGCCUGGAAAGAGUGGAGGAAAAGUUUGGGUGUGAAUAAGCCCUGAGUUUGGGGAAGUCGUUUUGGACCUCUUCACCAUCUCUCCUGUUUAAACUACCGUGAAUGAUUUAGUAUCAAUGGCCACCUCACUGCCACCCCCAACUUUAGAUCGUUGGAAAGCACAAGUCCAGAUACUGACCCUUGCAGGACUCCUCAUUCUGUAUCCUUCCAUCAUGAGAACUGUCCAUUUUUCCCCUGCUCUUCUUCCUGUUUCUUUAACAGUUCCUCAUCCACAAUAGGAGUGUCAAAAUCUUUUUUUUUCUAUGUCCAAGUAUUCAGUGUCGUGGUUUGCAAGCUCCUUGGGGCAGAGGCUUGUCCUUUUAGAUCAAGCUAUUCUAUUCUGCGGCAAAGUGCCACACUCACUGGUUAUGACUUUGAAACUCUGGUCUUGUCUCAUAUACAUUUGGAUACCACGUAGCAAUCCGACAGGCCUCCUGCCGUUUGUGUCCUUUGGGGCCCCAGUGUUCCAGACUUCCUUUUCUCCAUUUAUAUAUCUGUCAACUGAGAAGUCUUCAUGCCUCUGUCCUAACGGGACCCUGGUCCUCAAAUGUUGAUGCCACACACACACAAACACUCAAACACACAUAUCUUUAAAGAUUCUGUUUUUGCUGUGGCAGAAAUAGUGUGGUAUUCCCUCCACAAUCUGUGUGCAUGGAUGCUAUUAUAUUAAGAAAGAAAUACCCUGAAUAUUAGAUGGGACGCGGGUGGUGCUGUGGUCUAAACCACUAAGCCUAGGGCUUGUCGAUCAGAAGGUCGGUGGUUCGAAUCCCUGCGACGGGGUGAGCUCCUGUUGCUCGGUCCCAGCUCCUGCCCACCUAGCAGUUCAAAAGCACGUCAAAGUGCAAGUAGAUAAAUAGGUACCGCUCCGGUGGGAAGGUAAAUGCCGUUUCCGUGCUCUGCUCUGGUUCGCCAGAAGCGGCUUAGUCAUGCUGGCCACAUGACCUGGAAGCUGUCUGCGGACAAACGCCCGCUCCCUCUGCCUAUAGAGCGAGAUGAGCGCGCAACCCCAGAGCCUUUACUUUACCCUGAUUAUUAACUACAGUCGUACCUCUUGUUAUGUUCGGUUUAGGUUACGUCUUUUCAGGUUGCGUCCCGCAGCGACCCAGAAGUACUGGAAAGGGUUACUUCCAGGUUUCGCCGCUCGCGCAUGCGCAGACGAGCAAAAUGACAUGACGCGCAUGCGCCGAAGCGGCGAAUCGCGACCUGCGCACGCACAGACGCGGGUUGCGUUCCUUUCAGGUUGCGAACGAGGCUCCGGAACGGAUCCCGUUCACAACCAGAGGUACCACUGUAUUCUUUGCGUUAAAUAACAACAGCCUGCUUGCAUUCCCUUAAUUCAGAUAAACUAUUCUGUAACAUCCUUUCAAAAAAUGGUUCAGUUGAAACUUGAGAAAUGCUAUUCCUCUACGUUGUGAUUUUUUUAUAGGGAGAUAAGAUGCCACUUUAACUCCAUGGUACUUCCGUAAUGCUCAGACGAAUUUUAGGUUUCAGUUUUAAUGGUAGACUCCAACCCUAAGAUUACAGAAAAUAUAGCACAGAACCUCCAUCUCUGGGGGCGGAGCUCUUUUUGCUUCUAAGGAGUGCUAGCUAUGUCCUCUGGCUGAUGCUGCAACCUUGUUCCCGAACCCGGUGUAGCAGAGUGGUUUUGGAUCGCGAUCCAGGAAGCUUCUGAUUCAAAUCUCGACUUGGCUGGGAACUUGCUGGGCAACCUGAGAAAAGCCACUGUCCUCUCUGCCCCCACCAGAGGGGGCAGGAAUGUUAUACCCGUGUAAUCCCUUCCAAGCUGUUGUAAGGGUCACCAGGAGGCAGAGAAAAUAUACAAAGGCAUUGAUUUCUCUUCCAAGCCAUCUUCAUUGCACGCAGCGCUGUUUCUGCGCCACUGCAGUUCAGCUUCCAACAAAAACUACAUCGCUGGUCCUGCUGUCUGCUGUAGCAGAAUCUCAUAUAAUUGAUUACAUUGUUCUGCACCAUUUCAGUGCACGGGCAUUUAUUUAUUUCAUCUUAUUUAGCUUUUAUAUAUCCCAGCUUUCCUUCAAGGAGCGCAAGGCGGCAUGCCUCGUUCUCCGCCUCCCCGUGUUAUCCUCACAACAGCCCUGCGAGGUAGGUUGGGCUGAGAAUGAAUGACUGGCCCAAGGUCGCCCUGUGAGCUUCAGGGCCGAGGGGGGAUUUGAACCCCGGAGUCUCAGGUCUUAGUGCAGCACUCUAACCACUACACCAUACUGCCUCUACAUGGUACGAGUAGUGAACAUCAGUAGUGUCUGCUUCCAUCUAAAUCCUCCCAACAUCGCUACCGAGAUGAAAUGGUGGGAUGCUUCGGAAACUUAAAUUGCUAUCCUUCCUUCCUUUUUCCAAAACAACUUUUAUUUAUAAUUUUUCACAAUCACAUAAACCAAACACAAUACAGUCAUACCUUGGUUUUUGAACAGCUUAGUUCUCAAACGUUUUGGCUCCCGAACGCCGCAAACCCGGAAGUGAGUGUUCCGGUUUGUGAACUAUUUUUGGAAGCUGAAGCCUCCUGCAACCAAUCAGAAGCUGCGCUUUGGUUUCCAAACGUUUUGGAAGUUGAAAAGACUUCUGGAACGGAUUCCGUUCAACUUCCAAGGUACAACUAUAUUGAAUUAAACAUAAGACUUCCCUUCCCACCUUCCAUUCUUCCUUCUGAUUCCCCCUUACUGCUGCAUAUUCUAAUUACCAUAUUUUUCUGUGUACAAGAUGAGGUUUUUUUAUUCAAUAGAAAUGCUAAAAAAUGGGGAUUGUCUUAUACACAGAUAGCGCAGAGGUGGGACGGGCGAUUGGUGGCUUCGCUGAUGUGUGCCAUUGGCAGCGGGGUCAGGUGGGUGAGCGAUUGUCGACAAUCCCUCCCCAAAAAAGCUCAACAAGUCUGGGCACUCUCCCUCUAUUUCCUCAAUCAGGAGUCCCCAAAAAUCGGGGUCGUCUUAUGCACGGGGUCGUGUUAUACACGGAAAAAUACGGCACUCCGGAUUUCCCCUUUCUCAUUUUAGUAAAGGUAAAGGGACCCCUGACCAUUAGGUCCAGUCGUGGCCAACUCUGGGGUUGCGGCACUCAUCUCGCUUUAUUGGCCAAGGGAGCCGGCGUACAGCUUCUGGGUCAUGUGGCCAGCAUGACUAAGCCGCUUCUGGCGAACCAGAGCAGCGCACAGAAACACUGUUCACCUUCCCGCCGGAGCGGUACCUAUUUAUCUACUUGCACUUUGACGUGCUUUCGAACUGCUAGGUUGGCAGGAGCCGGGACCGAGCAACGGGCGGGAGCUCACCCCGUUGCGGGGAUUCAAACCGCCAACCUUCUGAUCGGCAAGUCCUAGGCUCUGUGGUUUAACCCACAGCGCCACCCGUGUCCCAUUUUCUCAGUUAGGAGUCCCAAAAAAUUGGGGUCGUCUUACACACGGGCGCGUCUUAUACACAGAAAAAUACGGUACUCCAUAUUUCCCCUUUUAUCUCAAUGCAAUUUUCACUGCUGAAUUUACUCCCAUCCUGCUAACGCCCUAACCUGUUUGCAAUGAUUCUUCGAGUAUUCUACAAACAUUUUCCAGUCUUCCUUAAAUACCCUUUCCUCUGGCUCUCCUAUUCUGCUGGUUAAGCUGGGCGAUUGUGCACCUUCCACCGUUUUCGUCUGCCACUCCUCCUUCGUUGGUCCUGCUCCCUUCCCUCCGUUUCUGGUACAUACCGUCUUUUUUGCUCUAUAAGACUCACUUUUUCCCUCCUAAAAAGUAAGGGGAAAUAUGUGUGCAUCUUAUGGAGCGAAUGCAGGCUGCGCAGCUAUCCCAGAAGCCAGAACAGCAAGAGGGAUUGCUGCUUUCACUGCGCAGCGAUCCCUCUUGCUGUUCUGGCUUAUGAGAUUCAGAAUAUAUUUUUUCUUGUUUUCCUCCUCCAAAAACUAUGUGCUUCUUGUGGUCUGGUGCGUCUUAUAGAGCGACAAAUACGGCAUACCAUUUGGGCUGCCAUGGCUGCGUAGAGAAACGACCCUUCCUUUCUCUUUUUCCCCGCCAGGCUGGCCCAAGCUGCACGUUCAGGUGUGGCACCAGGACUCCUUUGGGCGCACAGAGCUGUACGGGUACGGCUUCUGCCACGUGCCUUCCACCCCCGGCUCCCACCAGCUGGACUGCGUCACCUGGCGCCCCCUGGGCUCGUGGCAGGAACAGCUCUCCCAGCUUUUUGUGGGAGGGGGCCCCCAGCUGCUCAACACCGACCUGAUCUACACGGGGGCCGACCGCUACCGCCUGCAGACUUGCGCCAUGGGCACCGUCCACCUCCAACUGGCCGUCAUCCUCCGGAACUUCGACCGCUAUGGCGUUGAGUGCUGA
Podarcis lilfordi (Lilford's wall lizard) is the source of this 14528-nucleotide messenger RNA. NCBI's taxonomy places the organism in Eukaryota, Metazoa, Chordata, Lepidosauria, Squamata, Lacertidae. The record is from the annotation of a GenBank genome assembly.